Molecule: messenger RNA, 3731 nt
Organism: Myodes glareolus (Bank vole)
Lineage: Eukaryota; Metazoa; Chordata; Mammalia; Rodentia; Cricetidae
Source: RefSeq, a predicted model, not a curated record
CCGAAACUCUAACCUUCAACACAAACAUUUCAAGUUUUGCUGUAGAGAACCAUGGCGACUAGACUCUCUGAGACUUACUCCUGGGAUUCUGACCAAGUCAAAGUGGAACCCAGUAGUCCAGACGUUGCACCAAAGUGGGGCUGGCCCACAUUAUCAGCCUUACCCUGGAGCUUGGACUGUGAGAAUCUCUGGUCCUACUUGAGGCCUGUUGAAUCAGGAUCUGAAUUGUAGCAUGACCUUAGGUAGAUCUACACAUUUACGGCUGAAACGUAAUGGAGUCGUGACAAGAGCGGGGUCAGGGCUUUAUUCUGGACCUUGUGACAUUUAUGACUGUCUGUGCGUGGUAAUUCUAUAAUCCACCUUGUCUUAGAUGAAGACCUCCGGGUCUAGGAGCCUUGUGACUCGAUGGAGCACCUAGGCUCUGGCAUUCUGAGGCACAGGCUGCUGUCUGAACUUACGACUGAGCUUGGUGGACUGGGCUUUCCCCAUAGGCCGCUGAAACACUAAUCUGGUGAGGUCUGGGCCAUUUGUGAUUGGUUCCUUAUCUGCUGCUGUUGAGGUUUUCACUCAGGGAAGGUUUGGUGUGUAAGCAGUGUUGGAAGGGAAGUGGAGCACUUGGCUGUGUUGAUACAUUCAGCCUCCUUAGGAACCCGUUUUCCCCCUCUCAGAAGUUAAGGUGCAGUAACUUAGCAGGCUUAGAGAAUGGGGGGCUGCAGAGGCUAACUGAACCUCUUCUUCUCCCCAGGGAUAUGUGGUACACAGCCUACACUGUAGAGAAUUGCCUUCCACAGAACCCAGUGGCACCAUGAAGUCCAACCCUGCCAUCCAAGCUGCCAUUGACCUCACGGCAGGGGCCGCAGGGGGCACAGCAUGUGUACUGACUGGGCAGCCCUUCGACACCAUGAAGGUGAAGAUGCAGACGUUUCCAGGCCUCUACCGAGGCCUCACCGACUGUUGCCUGAAGACCUACUCCCAGGUGGGCUUCCGUGGCUUCUACAAGGGUACCAGUCCUGCCCUGAUUGCCAAUAUUGCGGAAAACUCGGUGCUCUUCAUGUGCUACGGCUUCUGCCAGCAGGUGGUCCGCAAAGUGGUUGGACUGGACAGGCAGGCAAAGCUGAGUGACCUCCAGAACGCAGCUGCUGGUUCCUUUGCCUCUGCCUUUGCCGCACUGGUCCUCUGCCCCACAGAGCUUGUGAAGUGCCGGCUCCAGGCCAUGUAUGAAAUGGAAUCAUCGGGAAAGAUAGCUGCAAGCCAGAACACAGUUUGGUCAGUUGUGAAGGAAAUCUUUAGGAAGGACGGCCCCUUGGGCUUCUACCACGGACUCUCAAGCACUUUACUUCGAGAAGUACCAGGCUACUUCUUGUUCUUCGGUGGCUAUGAAUUGAGCAGAUCGUUUUUCGCAUCAGGGAAAUCAAAAGAUGAACUAGGUCCUGUCCCGUUGAUGCUAAGUGGUGGAUUUGGUGGAGUUUGCCUAUGGCUUGCCGUCUAUCCAGUGGACUGUAUCAAAUCUAGAAUUCAAGUUCUUUCUAUGACUGGAAAGCAGACGGGGUUAGUCAGAACCUUCCUGAGUAUCGUGAAGAACGAAGGAAUAACAGCCUUGUAUUCUGGACUGAAACCUACUAUGCUUCGAGCCUUCCCUGCCAAUGGGGCACUGUUUUUGGCCUAUGAGUAUAGCAGGAAGUUGAUGAUGAACCAAUUGGAAGCAUACUGAAGUGUCCUGGUGGGCCUGGAUUCAAGGCAGGCCUUCAGCGACUGUUAACUCAGGGUUUCACAGAGUACAAGAACAAUGUGGAAUUGUUGAUUAAUUGGGACUUUUGUCCUUGUCUUCCCUUCUUCUGUUCAAAGUCUUAGACUUUGUGGAAGACCCUCUAUUCUACACAGUAUAAUUUCUCCCCAUUAUUGUGCCAAAAGAAAAAGUCGCUGCUCUUGCCCUUGGAAUGUGCAGGGCAGCUAGCUGGUGGCCUUAUGCAGACUGUGUUCUUCUCAGGACAGAACUCCCGCAGAGGUCAGAGGUACACGUGCAAUCUAGAUGGAUCUAAGUUGAGGAAAACACAGUUUUGUUCUCUGUCUAGUUGUAAAUGGUGACCAAUUUCUAUGCAAAUUGUUGUAAAUGAUUGCUUAACCCAUCCUAGAUGCAGGGCCAAAGGCCGCUGAGCCUGUGCACUAACAGGUUAAAGUUUUUAACUUUUUGUGGUACAUCAAAGCUAAAACAUCCAUCUAUAUUUUUAGAUGCAUACUUGUGGCUUCUACAUUCUUGAUGAAAUGUCAGGGUUGAUAUCCUGGAUUUUUUUUUUCAUGAUGCUCAACUCAUAACCUUGCCAUUCAUUCUCUAGGCGGGCUUAUUAUGCACUCUGGGGUUGGUGGGAGUGACCUGGAGUGUGACUCAGGAGACAAGGGAUGCCCUGCCACGCCCUUAGGAAAACUGACAAUGGCUUUUACCUGCUCUCAGCAGGAAUCCAGGCUGCUCUUUUUUUCUUUUUUCUUUUCUUUUCUCUUGUUUGUUUGUUUUUUGAGACAGGGUUUCUUUGUAGCUUUGGAGCCUGUCCUGGAACUAGGUCUUGUAGACCAGGCUGGCUUCGAACUCACAGAGAUCCACCUGCCUCUGCUUCCCAAGUGCUGGCUUUAAAGGCGUGCUCCUCUACUGCCCAGCCAGGCUGCUCUUUUGGUCCUGGAUAUGAAGCCACCCUAAACCCACUGUCUUUCUGCUCCACCAAUCAAAGGUCCUUAAGGAAGCAGAGAAAUCUGGGCUCCCUGCUUUCAUCUCCAAUCCUACUCACAGGAAAGUCCAGAGGUGCUCACUAGGCACCAGAUUAUAACCAUGUCAGCCCUCACCCUCCUGAAGUUUACCUUGGGGCCUGGAACUCCUUGAUUUGCCUCUUCAUUUGGAGCUGAGAGUCAAUGAUUUUUUUUUUUUUUUUUUGAGACAGGGUUUCUCAAUAGCUAUGGAAGCCAGUCCUGGAACUCACUCUGUAGACCAGGCUGACCUCAAACUCAGAUAUCCGCCUGCCUUUGCCUCCUGAGUGCUGGGAUUAAAGGCAUGCACACCCAGCAAUGACUAGAUGAUGUGUAGAUUUGGAAAGCGUUGUGACAUAAUAAAGAUAUUUUUAUUAAACUAGGUAGCAUGUAUGUAGCGACCAAAAUCACACCGUCUGCAAUACUCCAAGAGCAGAGGGGCUGUCGGUAGGAUUUGUCCCUGCUCUGCCGGUAAAGGUGAAGGUGGUAGGUUUGCUAAUGCCCCCUUGCCACAGUGCCAGGAGCACAAUGUUGGGGAAGCAAAGUGUUCCCGGAAAGGGAGGGGUGCCUCUCAGCGCUCUCAGCGCUCUCAGCAUCCCUGGGCUGGCUUUUUUGAGAAACCGCCUUUCUGCUUUAGUUCUCUCUGUUCGUGAAUGACCAGUGGCCACUGAGUGGUGCUUCAUCUGUCCAGGUCUGGAUUGAAGUAAAAUAGGAUUGGCUUCCUGCAGGAAGAGGACUGGCCAAAGCCGUGGUCUUCCCUUUGGGUGCCUGGGUCUGUUAUCCCUGUAUGUCUUCUUGCAAUCUGUCCAUUAAAAGUUUGUGGCCUCUUGUAUAGAAACAAGGGGAAGUGAAAAAAGAAAGCCCUAAGGAGAAUUUUUAUUAUUAUUAUGGUUUAAUGUUUGGGUACAAUUGUAUUUAAGACAAAACCAGAACUUGAGAUAGUUUGUUUAAAGAAAUGAGUACUUUAUCAUUAUUAAAUAAAACUAACAUUGAGUCUA